AUGCAGAUUUUUGUUUCCUUCAACCACGCAAUCGACUUUGGUCUCAAGGUCGGUGGCAAAUUGCCGCGUACGCGCACUACUCGAAAUCGUAGUCGCUUCCUGCAAGGAUUUGUCUAUGAUGUUCUCGUCCAUUCGAUUAAUACCAUUACGGGAGAGAUUACUGCAAAGGACUACAAAAUGCUGAUGGACUGUGGCUGGCGUCGAAGUGGCGUUCUCACGCGCAAGUGGAAUAACCACAAAUCGUGUUGCCCUACGUACGCACUGCGUUGCGACGCGGAGAAUUAUCGCUUUACUAAAGCGCAGAAGAAGGUUCUGCGAGCGCUUCACAGCUACUUGAAAACAGGGAAAACAUCAAAAGAGGAAGAGAAGCCACAUGAAAAAGCUGAGUACUGCAGAGACCCACCAGUUAUGACCAAGGAUCUAGCGAGCAAUAAGCAUGAAAUAAGUUUGGAGACUUCCGGCGACUCGGGGUUCUUCUCAGAAGCUAAGGAUGAUCCAGUUGGCACGCGUAGGACGGGAUCUGCUCGACGCAGACGGUGGCAAGCAUUGCAGGCGAAAAUGGCGAGGAGGGCCAAGGAGUUAGCUCCACUCUCUCCCGUCACCAUCACCACCAUAAUUUGUGUGAAUGUGUGUGUGCUCUCCUUUGCCGAAGGCUACUGGCUGGAUGGCAAGAAACUCAUUGGUGUCGGUGUGAUAGACAUACUUCCUGGUUGUCUCUCCUCUGUUUACUUCUUCUACGAUCCCGCCUUCGCCUUUCUCCGUCUCGGCACAUACUCUGCUCUCCAAGAAGUAGCUUUCGUUCGCCACUUGCAUCGCACUUACGGAUCAGUUGUGCCAGCUUACGCCGAUUUUACAUUCUACCAUAUGGGCUUCUACGUUCACUCCUGUGGUAAAAUGGUGUACAAGAACAACUACUUGCCCUCCUACCUUGCCUGUCCGGAGACCUACGAGUGGAUUCCAAUAGAGCGGUGCCAGCGUCUGCUGGACCGUAACAGUUAUGCUCGAUUUGCAGAGCCAACUGUGGCGAAGAUGCCAAGUGUCGAUGUUGACAAAGUGGUUCUUCUCCUCCCUUUGUCCACAUCGUUGGCUUGGAUUCUGCCAAAACCCCAAUUCACUGUCGAAGGCAACACCAUCGUCACUACUGUUGGUGCCGCUAGACGAAUACUGAGCGAGCACGACUUCCAGUUGGUGCGAGAUUGGGCCAAUCUGGUACCUUCCAUUGGCACCAUACGAAUUAACUUUACUCACUAA
Messenger RNA from Hydatigera taeniaeformis, 1251 nucleotides. Lineage: Eukaryota; Metazoa; Platyhelminthes; Cestoda; Cyclophyllidea; Taeniidae. The record is from the annotation of a GenBank genome assembly.